This is a messenger RNA of Adineta ricciae, 570 nucleotides long. NCBI's taxonomy places the organism in Eukaryota, Metazoa, Rotifera, Eurotatoria, Adinetida, Adinetidae. The record is from the annotation of a GenBank genome assembly.
AUGACAUCGGAAGCGACGAUUCCCAAUGGUCUCGAUCAUCAAGUUGACUCUUGUCUGACGACAAAUGAUAUAAAUUGGGCAUGUGACGACCAAGAAAAUCAAUCGACAACGAAAUUGGAUAACGAUAAGGAAUUGAUAUUAAAACUUGACAAUCUUCUCCUCGAUGAUCAAAACGAUCCGGAGAUCUAUUUUCAUUCGUACAAGUCCGAAAACGAAAUGUCAUCUAUUAUGACACUGAUCAGCGGAACACUAUCGGAACCUUAUUCCAUCUAUACCUAUCGUUAUUUCAUACAUAACUGGCCUGAUCUGUGUUUUCUCUGUUCCAAUCGACAAACCAACGAAUUGAUCGGUGCGAUUGUCUCCAAAUUAGAUUUACACAAGAAAGUUCUACGUCGUGGUUAUAUUGCGAUGUUAGCUAUUAAUAAAGAAUAUCGACGAAAGAAGAUCGCCUCGAAACUCGUUCUCAUGAGUAUACGAGAGAUGAUACGACGUGGCUGUGAUGAAAUCGUUCUCGAAGCGGAAGUGAACAAUGAUGCAGCAUUGAAUCUAUUGAAGCUUUGGUUGAAAUAA